Molecule: messenger RNA, 825 nt
Organism: Trichomonas vaginalis G3
Lineage: Eukaryota; Parabasalia; Trichomonadida; Trichomonadidae
Product: cilia- and flagella-associated protein 97 family
Exons: 1
Coding region: 1-825 (274 amino acids)
Source: RefSeq, a predicted model, not a curated record
AUGUUUGAUAAUGAUAUAUAUGCCUCAAUCCAUGAUAAGUACUAUCAGCAACACUUGCAAAUAAUCAACAAUCCAAAACCAUCCAUUGAUAUUUCACAGCCUCCUGCAGCCGCAUUAAAGAAAUCUAAAGCAGAAGUCAUCAAGCGAUAUAGACAGGAAGAAAUAGACAAGCGCAAUCAUGAGUUAGAACUAAGAUUAAUUGAAAUUUCUAAAGAAAAGAAUUACAAUACUGAAAAAAUUUUGAAUUUAUCUCCAAGAAAUAAUAUUUCUAAGAGGUAUCGCUUAGAUCAAAUCAAUCGAGAGAAUGAACUACUUUUACAGAAAAUCCAGCACCAGAAACCAAUACUAAAUCGCGAAGAUUGGAAUCUUCAUCUUCAGGAACACAAUCGUGUACAUUAUAUGAGAUCAAACCAUAAACAGAUGUUUUAUGCUAAUACUAAACCAAGUAUCAAAUCACCAAGAAGGAAACCACAAGGUUCAGAAAAAAUCUUAUCACCUCGUAAUCAAGUUUUACCUCCAUUAAAACCAGAAUAUCAACAAGACAUUUCAUCUUCCAAAUCAUUCACACCAUCAGAAAUCAUUAUUGAGCCUGUAACGGAUCCGAUUGUAGAUAAUCCAAAAACAGAAUCUAAUUCUCCUUUGACAAUUCAGUCCACACAAGAGCAUGAAAUUGAUUCACCACAAAAUUUACAAAUUUCAAAUUCAAUCAAAUCAGAAUUCGAAAUACAUGAACCACCUCCAAAAAACAAUUAUCAAUUGGAGAUUUCUAUUGACCAAGAAAGUCAUGAUAUUGAAAUUCAUGAAUCACCUCCAAAAACUGAAUGA